This is a messenger RNA of Soboliphyme baturini, 288 nucleotides long. The record is from the annotation of a GenBank genome assembly. Lineage: Eukaryota; Metazoa; Nematoda; Enoplea; Dioctophymatida; Soboliphymatidae.
AUGUUCCUUGCAGUCGAAACGGCCGGGGCGGACGACGUUCGCACUGCGGCGACGAGCUCGUCGUUCGGUUCGACAGAAGGACAGCAGAAAGACGAUCAGACAGACACAGACUCGUGUCAGUGCUUGCCUCCUCCGGACGGUCAUUUCUUUUGUUCACGACUUAUUUGGACUUGGGCGCUGCUCCAAACCGGUCUCGUUUCUGUCGUCAACAACGAUUUCAAGAUUGAGUGCGUAAUUCGGACGGUUAACACUGGUCAGAAGACAACUUUGUGGUGGCAUAUUGACUAA